Messenger RNA from Dendronephthya gigantea, 1247 nucleotides. RefSeq names its product zinc finger HIT domain-containing protein 2-like. The record is from RefSeq and is a predicted model, not a curated record. The transcript is spliced from 2 exons. Lineage: Eukaryota; Metazoa; Cnidaria; Anthozoa; Malacalcyonacea; Nephtheidae. Bases 37 to 1188 code for a protein of 383 amino acids.
GCCGCCAAUGUGGUGCAAAUCCAGGAUUCAGAAGAGAUGGAAGAUGAAACUCCUGCAUUUUCAGACGCUUCUGGUUGUCAAUUGUGUCUUAAAAAUCCUUCUAAAUACACCUGCCCUCGAUGUAAUGUGAAAUAUUGUUCAGUUGAGUGCUACAGAAGCAGAAAACAUGUCGAGUGUUCUGAAAACUUUUACAAGAAGUGCGUAAUGAGUGCGCUUCAAGGAGACACAGUGGACGAACAAGAGAAACGAAAAAUGAUGGAGAUGUUGAAACGCUUUGAGGCAGAAGAGAAAGAGGAAAGUUUACCUGAAGAUGAGUUAAAUUUGGGUGAAGAUUUGGAGGAAAGGCUAGAAGGUCUGAACUUGGACCUGGAUACUGAAAAAAUAUGGGAAAAGUUGACACAGGAGGAGAAGAGGGAAUUUCAAAGAGCAGUUGAUGAUGGAUAUAUUGGGUCACUUAUUGAUUCAUGGGUACCUUGGUGGAAAGCAGCAGAUACAAGCCACCAUGAGACAUUCAAAAGUGAGAUGUCCGGGGAUGAUACCAAACCAAAACUGCUAAAAAAUAUCCCUCAUUUAUCUACAUUGAUCAAGUCCAAACUACCAAGUGCUCAGACAAAGUAUAAUCUCAUCAACAUUCUCUAUAGCUAUGUCUAUGUCUGUAGAUAUUACAAUGGUUGUCAUCAUGAAUUCAUACUAGAAGCUAUUGACAAGAUCUGGAAGCUCUCAGCAGUAUUGUAUCAUACUGUAAAUUGUUCCAGCUUAGACAAUGCAUUAAGGAGUGCCGUUGAAGCCAUCCAGCAACACAAAGAGCUGUUUACAUCUGAGGAGUUUUCUCUAUCAAUCAUUGAUGAUAUUUCUUUGCUUCUAAGAGAGAACAAUUCAGAAAUCAACUACGUAGAAGCAGCCUUAUCAGAUCUUCACAGAUCAAUUGCAAGUGCUAUUAAAAUUACCAAGAAUGCUGGUGAGUCAAAAGAUCGUGCAAAGACGCUUUGGCUUGUGAAGAAAAAGGUCCUGUUUAUGUUAAGUUGGUUUCGUGAAAAUAAAGACGAAUGUAUGACAUUGAUUCCUUUUCUUCCUGUCAUAAAAGAGGCAAUGACCUUAGAAGUGAAGCAACUUCAAGAAGAGAACUUGAAGAUACAAAAGUCAAGAAUGGGGAAAUCUGGUAAAAAAUUGAUUGAAGAAUUGAAUUAGAUAAUAUUGAAUAAUCAUUGAUGCUAUUGUAUAAGUACAUGUAUUUUGAAAUAUCUGCC